Molecule: messenger RNA, 858 nt
Organism: Stylonychia lemnae
Lineage: Eukaryota; Ciliophora; Spirotrichea; Sporadotrichida; Oxytrichidae
Source: the annotation of a GenBank genome assembly
AUGGCAUAGUCAGUGGAGUUAGUCACAUAUUUCAGAGGCUUUAAAGAUCAAAUUAAUGAACUCCUCUAGGGAUUAUACCAUUAAAGCAAGCAACUUCUUUUAGAUAUUGAGAAUAAAGAAGAGAAAGCAGUUGAGCUUGCUCAAGUAUAGAAUAAGGUUGAUUAGCAAAAGCCAAAUAUAUAACAAAGUAAAAAAGACAGAGAAACAUCUGAGAGGAAGAAUGAAAAAUCUUCAAGCUCUGAUUCUUCAAGUGAAUCUGAAAGAGAAGUUGGUAAAAAAGCCACUAUGAUAAUCAACGGCAAAGAAAAAAGCAUUCCUGAGUCAGCUAUUGUUAAACCAGGAUAGUCUGAUGAUUCCUCAUCGGAUAGCGAUAGCUAGGACGAGAAAAAUGAUAAAAUGAAGACAGAUGAUAAAUCUAAAAAGUAGUUAGAUAGUAACUAAAUUGCAGUGAAAAAAAGAGGAAGGCCUAGAAAGUUAGAUUAGGGAAAUAAAGAUGCUCCAGUUGUUAAGCGAGUAAAGUAUGAUGAAAAUGGAUAAGUUAUUAAAAUUAGAAAACCAAGGAAGAACAGACAGACCUAGCCUUUAGAUGACGACAAUUCUAAAGUAAGGAAAUUGGAUAAGCAUGAUCAAAGCUAAGAUAAAGAUUUAAAGCUAUUGCCAAAAAAAAGAGGAAGAAAGCCAAAGAAUGCAAUAAAUGAUGAAGAUGAAGACAUUGAGAAAAUGCUAGAAGAAGAAGUUAAUUAAAGAGAGAGGAAGAUGCAGAACUACAAAGGUGUUGAAGAAUCAAGCAGCUAAGAAGAAUAAAUUAGAAAAUCAAAGUAUAGCGAGUCAUCCUCUUCUGGCUCAUCUUAAAAUUGA